GUCACAACAACUUUUGUAGAAUCUCUGCCAGAUACUUUCACCUCCGUCCUCAGUUGGAAACACUUACACAGACUACUAGUGAACAAGAACACCACCCACCAUGUCCUCCGAAAAGCGCAUCCGCUCCGCGACCAUCGCCCGCGACACAAACGAAACCAAAAUCCAACUAGCCCUCAACCUCGACGGCGGCGCCCUACCCGAGCUCGAAAACAUCGCCAACGGCACCACAGAUGGCCACGCCACUCAAGCCUCCAAAUCCCAAACCAUCUCCGUCUCCACCGGCAUCGGCUUCCUGGACCACAUGCUCCACGCCCUCGCCAAACACGCCGGCUGGUCUCUCCGCCUCAAAACCGUCGGAGACCUUCACAUCGACGACCACCACACAGCCGAAGACACCUGUAUCGCCUUAGGUCAAGCCUUCAAGCAAGCCUUAGGCACAAUCACAGGCCUCGCACGUUUCGGAUCAGCCUACGCGCCUCUCGACGAAGCUCUCUCUCGCGCGGUCGUAGAUCUCUCGAAUCGUCCAUACUCGGUCAUUGAUCUCGGAACCAAGCGAGAAAAGAUUGGAGAUCUCAGCUGUGAGAUGCUACCGCAUUGCUUGGAGAGUUUUGCACUGCAUGCGGGAAUUACGAUGCAUGUGGAUUGCCUGCGAGGGAAUAACGAUCAUCAUCGUGCGGAGUCGGCGUUCAAGGCUUUGGCUGUUGCGUUGAGAUUCGCGACAACGCCUGUCGCUGGAAGAGAAGGAGAAGUGCCCAGCACGAAGGGAGUGCUAUAUUGAGAUACAUAAUUGGGUUUUUAUGAACAUGAUGAAAGGUGUUGCUUGACGGGAAAGAGCUCACAUUUGCAACACAUGAAUUUGAAAUCUUCGGAGGUCGUGUAUGGAGAACGACAGAUGCACAUGUAUAGAAAAGAGACUCAAGAUACCCACGAAAACGUAUUGCUCUGAGUGUAAGCAUGACAAGUCUAGUGACCUCCGGCUCCGGCCUCAAAUCU
Messenger RNA from Cercospora beticola, 993 nucleotides. It is a transcript of the gene HIS3, whose product is annotated as imidazoleglycerol-phosphate dehydratase HIS3. Gene Ontology annotation, molecular function: imidazoleglycerol-phosphate dehydratase activity. The record is from RefSeq and is a predicted model, not a curated record. Gene Ontology annotation, biological process: L-histidine biosynthetic process. Lineage: Eukaryota; Fungi; Ascomycota; Dothideomycetes; Mycosphaerellales; Mycosphaerellaceae.